Pelobates fuscus (common spadefoot toad) is the source of this 3912-nucleotide messenger RNA. RefSeq names its product poly(A) polymerase gamma (gene PAPOLG). NCBI's taxonomy places the organism in Eukaryota, Metazoa, Chordata, Amphibia, Anura, Pelobatidae. Bases 249 to 2420 code for a protein of 723 amino acids. Gene Ontology annotation, cellular component: nucleus. Gene Ontology annotation, molecular function: poly(A) RNA polymerase activity; RNA binding. The transcript is spliced from 21 exons. The record is from RefSeq and is a predicted model, not a curated record.
UUGUUUUGAGCUGCUUUUUCCUGUCCGGGCCGCGGUGCGUGUCGGGAGCCGUGAGGAUCUACCGGUGUUGGUGGAGGCGCUGGCCGCCAUGUUGGGCGCUUUGUGUAGUUAUAAAUAAGGAGCGGCUGGCUGGCCGGCUGCAUGUAUUGAAUGGUCGCUUGGACGCUGUAGCUCGUGGGUGCUGAGCGUUUUGGGAGUAAUUCGUUUCUUGGCCCUGUUUUAUGAGAACUGAGCGGAUCCAGUGAGCCAUGCGAGAGAUGUUUCCGAGCUCUGUGCUGGAUGUCCAGCCCCUGAAGCAGUAUGGCAUCACUUCAGCAAUUAGUUGUGCUGGUCCCAAAGAAAUUGAUCAUAUCUACACGCAGAAGUUGAUCGAAGCAAUGAGGCCUUUUGGUGUAUUCGAAGAUGGUGAAGAGCUCAGACACAGGAUGGUUGUUUUGGGCAAAUUAAAUGAUCUGGUCAAAGAAUGGAUUGCUGAUCUUGGGGAAAGCAAGAGUCUUCCUCCUGUUGUCAUAUCUGCUGUCGGUGGUAAAAUCUUUACCUUUGGUUCCUACCGGCUUGGGGUACAUACAAAAGGGGCUGAUAUUGAUGCCCUCUGUGUUUCUCCACGACAUGUUGACCGUGCAGAUUUUUUCCAAUCAUUUGUUGAGAAGUUGAAGCAUGUGGAUGGAGUAAAAAAUCUGAGGGCUGUGGAAGAUGCCUAUGUACCAGUUAUAAAGUUUGAGUUCCUGAAUAUUGAGAUUGAUCUGGUUUUUGCCCGACUGCCCUUGCAGUGUAUUCCAGAUAAUUUGGAUUUACGAGAUGAUUCACGCCUGAGGAAUUUGGACAUUCGAUGUAUAAGAAGUUUAAAUGGUUGCAGGGUCACAGAUGAAAUUCUCCAUUUAGUACCAAAUACAGAGAACUUCAGACUUACCCUAAGAGCAGUCAAACUGUGGGCAAAAAGGCGUGGUAUUUACUCUAAUAUGUUGGGGUUUCUUGGAGGAGUUUCCUGGGCCAUGUUGGUUGCUCGGACAUGUCAGCUGUACCCAAAUGCAGUGGCAGCAACUCUUGUACACAAGUUCUUCCUUGUUUUUUCAAAGUGGGAAUGGCCAAAACCUGUCUUAUUAAAACAGCCGGAAGAUAGUAAUCUGAAUUUACCAGUUUGGGACCCAAGAGUCAACCCAGCUGACCGUUAUCACUUAAUGCCUAUAAUAACCCCAGCGUAUCCUCAGCAAAACUCUACAUACAACGCAUCCAUCUCAACACGCACCGUUAUGAUGGAGGAGUUUAAACAAGGUCUUUUAGUUACUGAUGAAAUUCUGCGUGGAAAGGCAGACUGGUCAAAGCUGUUUGAACCCCCAAACUUUUUCCAGAAGUACAAACAUUAUAUUGUCUUAACUGCUAGUGCAUCCACUGAAGAGCAUCAUCUUGAAUGGGUUGGUUUGGUGGAAUCGAAAAUCCGUGUACUGGUUGGGAACUUGGAAAGAAAUGAGUAUAUUACUCUUGCACAUGUAAACCCACAAUCCUUUCCAGCGAAUAAUGACAAUGAAUAUAUAUCCAUGUGGUUCCUUGGGAUUAUUUUUAAAAAGGUGGAGAACGCUGAAAGUGUUAAUAUAGAUUUAACACACGAUAUUCAGUUAUUUACUGACACUGUAUAUAGGCAGGCAAAUAAUAUAAACAUGCUGAAGAAGGGAAUGAAGAUCGAAGCAACCCAUGUUAAGAAGAAGCAGCUCCACUAUUACCUUCCUGCAGAAAUGCUCCAAAAGAGAAAAAAGCAAAGUAUUCCAGAUAUCAGCAGGUCGACUUCUGGAUUAUUGUCUAAAAGGUCAUCUUUGGAUGGAAAUUACUUGGACAGUUCUAGAGACACUGACACUGGGACACCUUGUGAUUCCCCUUCCUCGUGUAACAAUGUUUCCAAAUCUUCUAGUCCCCCUGUACCAGAAGCACGGAGGAGAGCUAUGGCAGAGAACAUAUCUUCAGGUCUGUUCCAAAGUAACCAUAAGCCAGCAGACAUGCCCUCACAGAUUGCUCAAGGAUUGUCAAUUCCUGGUAUUGGAUUAAUGUCUGAUUCUGCUGCAACAAAUAAUCCUGAAGUCCAAUCUGGUUGCACCAUUCCAACAGUAGUAGGGUUAAAUGUUAUUCCACGUCUUCCAUCUCCUCCCAGACAUUCUCAGGGUCAGACUCUCCAGAAUGACUCAACAAGCCUUAGCCCAAAAAGUGCUGCUGCCAAAAGGGCUCAUCCACCUACUUUGGAAGAGUCUCCCAAAAGGGUAAAAGACACUGAAAAGGAGAGAGCUAUUGCAGAACCUAUGCCUAUCCCUACAAUAGACCGUGCUAGAUCACAGCGCCUACCCAGUAAAGAGCUGCCAGAUGCUUCUUCUCCAGUGCCAACAAAUAAUAUCCGUGUCAUUAAAAACUCUAUCAGGCUAACUCUAAACCGGUAACCACAGCGCUACUUCAGGUAUAAAAUGUCAGGCAAUAAUAAUUCUGCUCACUGUUUGUUUUAGACUGCAUGUGUUGCUAGAUCUCAACAUGUCUACAUUUCAAACUUGGUGCUGUAUCAAUCUUACUGCUGAUAAUAUCCAUUUCCUAGAGUAUACUCUGCUGAUCUAGGAAACAUCCAGCUUUUUUUUUUUUUUUUACUUUUGUGUGACUUUAUUUGUAAAAUCUAAAAAAAAAUUUAAAAAACAAAAAAACAAACAAAACCUCUUUAUAUGGACUUGUGUAAUGCUAUGAAAUGUUCUCAUUCAUUGUAUUUGAAAUCUGUUUAAAAUUGCAACAAAAAAAUCAGUAUUUGUGUGUCUAAGUUUUGAAAGUUGUUUGUUAUUGUAUAUUGUAAAUUUUUUUUUCCCCCUCUUCUACUUGUAUCUUAAUGGUAAAGACCAGUGAUGGCUAAAAUUUGGCAUGCCUGCUUUGUAUAUCCAGGUUCUCACGAGUCUCACAGCCCCAGGGCUUACUGAGCAUAGUGGGUAAUACGGUGCCACAAAAUGCCCAUGCCAAACGUUAGCCCUUGAUUCAAACACUUUGCUUUAACCUGCCAGCCCUUUCUCAGAAUAGAUUACCCGACUACAGGUUGGCUUGUCUGUCCUUGGCAUGUUUAAUGUUGCACACAAUUCUGCUAUAAACUCGGUGCAACAGUUUUCCUUAAGACCAAGAAAACGUUUAUUUAGAUGUCUCCUGUGGAGGCUCACAAGAAAAUACAUUAGUAUUACCACAGAGACCCCAAUGAUCACCCAUCCCUUUACGAAGAGUAAUUUAUGUUAAUGUGCUACUUUAAAUUUAACAUCCCUCCAGUUCGGUGAAAGCCAACUCUGAUUUUCAACUGCCCUUCCACCCCCUCCCGUCUUUUUUUUAAUAUUUGCAAAACUGGAAAAGCAUCACCGAAAAAAGAUUGGUGUCUACAAAGAAGCUAUCUGCACCAAGAAGGUAUACAGAAGCAAUCCGCUGUCUUUUUUUUUUUUUUUUUUUUUCUUCCCUUUCUAUUUUCAAUGGCAAAGCCUCUUCUGAAGCAUCCGGACAUUAAGGGAAAUUUUUUUUUUUUUUUUUUUUUUUUUUUUGCCUCUAUCCUCUUAUGUUUGUAUACCCUUGGUGCCCAGCUUCUAUUUGUAGUUAAACUUCCAUCAACAUCAGACAACCAUUACAGGAUAAGAUAAGAAUUGAGCGUUCAUAUGAGCUGAAGCCAAAGGCUUUGACAAUCUUUGCUGCAUACUAUACAAAUUGCCUCAGGAAUUUACUUACCUCGGCUUAUAAUUAGUAGUAUGUUAAUUAGUGCUUCAGUUCUGUUCAGGUUUUACAUUACAUUCAGAACCUUUGUAUAGAUCUCAACUGUUGUACUAUUCAAUGCAGUGUUUUGUAAAAUGAAUCGUAUGUAUGCUAUUUUUGUAUCAUGUAUAAAUUACCACCUUUUUCAAAAAAAGUAAUAAACCAAUCCUUUUU